Musa acuminata AAA Group (dessert banana) is the source of this 1405-nucleotide messenger RNA. Its product is annotated as transcription factor SRM1-like. NCBI's taxonomy places the organism in Eukaryota, Viridiplantae, Streptophyta, Magnoliopsida, Zingiberales, Musaceae. The record is from RefSeq and is a predicted model, not a curated record. Gene Ontology annotation, molecular function: DNA binding. Bases 370 to 999 code for a protein of 209 amino acids. The transcript is spliced from 3 exons.
GAGCUGAAGCUUUGAACAGGACCUAUAAAAACUGUUUCUUUUGUACAAAGCAAAUCCAUCAGGCUUUGUCUCUGGUUGUUCUGGUCUCUCUCGGUUUCCCAGACCAAACCCUAACUCCCCUCUUGCUGCCUCUGUUACCAGGCAUAGAUGCUAUUCAAGCACCUCGAAGUGUGACUUCAGAGUCCAUCUUUGCAUGAUUUCUCAGUUAUCAAUCAUCAAGCAGACAUAUUUGGAGUGGUAGUCCAGACUCAGUUUGUUACAGCUGAAGAGAAAGUGUUUCUGGUCAUCUGUUUGAGGCAGAGGAAAUUUAGGACGCAGGAAAGCACCUUCCUUUUGUGAGUUGCAUGCUCAGUGGACAGAAUUGGCAAGAUGAUAAAGGAAGAAGAAAGCUGCUGUUCUGUGUGGACCAGAGAGCAAGAGAAGGCCUUUGAGAACGCUUUGGCAACUCACCCAGAGGAUUGCGGUGACCGGUGGGAGAAAAUUGCAGCUGGUGUGCCUGGGAAGUCCAUCGAGGAUAUCAGGCACCACUAUGAACUUUUGGUGGAGGACAUCGAUGACAUCGAAUCUGGCCGAGUUCCAGUACCAUCCUAUCUUCCUGUCGAAGGUGGUGGGGCUAAAAAGGGAGGGCACUCACAUGGUGAUCCCAGUCAUGGUGGAAGAACAUCAAGGUCAGAUCAAGAACGACGAAAGGGAAUAGCAUGGACUGAGGAUGAGCACAGAUUAUUUCUUCUUGGACUUGAUAAAUAUGGGAAAGGAGACUGGAGGAGCAUAUCUCGCAACUUUGUAAUAUCAAGGACGCCCACACAGGUUGCAAGUCAUGCACAGAAAUACUUUAUCCGUUUGAAUUCAAUGAACAAGGAACGGAGAAGGACGAGCAUCCACGAUAUCACCAGCGUCGGAGAUGGAGAUGCAUCAGCCCCUCAAGGGCCAGUCACUGGUUUGGCUGGCGGCAGUGCUACAGUUAAUCGUCCAGAGCUACAGUUCCCAGUGCCCCAGUAAGCCGACGACACCAUCAGAGAAUCUGUUAAUGUACAAAGCACAAGUGAUGUUUAUUGGAUAUAGGUAGAAGUACAUAGAUAUGUUGUUUAUGUAACAUAAUUAGAGCUGAAACUGCUAUGGUUAUAUGCUGCAUCUGUUCAAAGUAAUCAACCACAGAGGAAAAGUAAUAUAUGUAAAUGAUGUGUGUAUGUUUGUUGCUUUAGGGUGACUGAUUCAGUAUGGAGAAGAUAGAAUAUCUACCGAUAAGACACUUGUGAAGAUUGUUAUCUGGUGUUCUCAAACCAUUUUCUUCAACAAAUCUACUGUUUUACUCCCAAAAUAGGGAUGGAAUUGGUACUGGUUUUUCCUGUAAUUAUUACUAGGGUUCUUCUAGGGAAAUAAUUAGAUGCUUCCUUUUAUGAUUUCA